UUGCUUGGUUCUCGCGAGAUGUACACAGCAGCGCCCCCUCCUUGAUCUAAUGCGGAGAGAGGAAGGGAGGGGAGAAGCCUUUUCAAAUACAUUUCAAUAUCGCUACUGAAUAUAUAUCUAUACGUUUUUUCUCCUAAGAAUAAUUUGUGCAUAUGGCGUGGAUAUUAAAUUCGCAUAUUUAUCACGCGUAACACGUAAGACGCAUCCGAACGAAAGGAAAACGGUAGGAUAAAUCCUAGAAAGAAGCGAAGCGGCCUGUUUUUGUUCCUGAGGCGCAGCUCACACUGACAUCAAACGGGCAGCUAACUCACGGGGCUUUGUUACACCCGACCUGAAAUUACUUCGCAAGCAUGCACGGUGAAUAUCUGGCAGCCUAACGCACUGGAAGACUGGGUGCACAAAAAGCGGCCUGUUUUCUUUUUUGCAGCGGCAGCGCUAUGAAGAGCGGCGGACAAUAACAGAGUGACGGUGCUUGUGUGCUGUCGCUAUGACCUGAGGCUGAUCACAUGUGUGCACGACAAGAAUAAUAUAUAAACCUAUGGAGUAGCACUGCAAAUAAGGACUAAGUUCAUCCAGGAUAAGACGAGGAGGCAAUCUGUGCACUCUGUUUGAAUUUGGUGGUAAUUGCAGGCCCGGUGGGGUGAAGAGCGCCACCAGUGUGUUGUUGUUGAAUUAAAAAAAAUAAUAAUAAUAAUGCACGAAAUUGUGCAAAUGCAUCGCUGAAUGUGUUUUCAAUCGGAUCAGCGUGGAUGUGUUUUUAUCCGAUGACGACGAUGAUGAUUUGGCCGUAUUUCGUGCCGUGGAAGAGGGGCAAACGUUAAGAUGGAGUGGUUUUAAUGCAUGCGAUGUAACGUAAAGACAAGCGUAUCUGCUUAAAUCUCCCUUGCAUUUCACACUCGACGGAAUUGCACGCGCAGGUUAAUCGACAUUGAUGAUACGUGGGCUGCUGGCGGGACUGAAGCCUUGUACUGUCGCUCCUUCUCUUUUUUUUCCUCCCCGAACUGGAUCUGUCUAGCUCGACACUGCUGAGAUGAACCCGGUGAAUGCGACCACUCUCUACGUGUCAGCUUGUCGGUCGGUGCUGCAGUGCGAUCGGGACCCCCAGGCUUUGGCGGAAAUCUAUAAGCUCUUGCCUUUUUUCAGACAGUCUCUCGCCUGCCUUGUGUGUGGCAAUUUGCUACACGAUCCAAUCGCUCCAACCAACUCAUCGUGCCAGCACUAUGUCUGUAAAUCAUGUAAAGGUAAAAAGAUGAUGAUGAAACCAUCGUGCAGCUGGUGUAAAGACUAUGAGCAGUUUGAAGAGAAUAAGCAGCUGUGCAUCUUGGUGGACUGCUACAGAAAGCUUUGCGAGUACAUCGCAGAUUCUCCUCUCGCCCAGCACAUUUCAAGUACUGUGGGAGGGUCCCCAGACAUCCUGGCACUGUUGAAUGAGGGACUCUCAUUGGACAACAGACAGGGGGAGGAGUCACUCUCCUUGAGCUUGACAAACCAGUCCCCUACACCCUCGACCUCAGAAACGCUCCCCGAUGAGGGCCAGUCCCCAUCGACAGAGAUCAAGGAGCAAGACCUCAGUCCUCUAGGGGUGAACGGUCUCCAGGACUGCAACGGUUUGACCAACGUGGAGGAGUUGACCGCCAGUUUACCUUCACUAGAGGCCAGUGUUCCAGACUCAGUGGAAAGCGGGGUCGAGGCAGUGAAACAAGAGAGUUUCACAAAUGAGAUCCCUGUGUGCGAGGCAGUGGCAGCUGCUGGUGAGGAGCUUUGUACCAGCACCAUGGACAUUUGUGGCUUUGGCGAGGAUAUUAAACAUGAUGGCGGGACUCUCCUCUUGAGUGUAGAGGAAGUGCUCAGGACUCUAGAACCAGACCACGUUGCCCAGGAUGAGUGUCCUGCAAUAUUGCAGUCGACUCUCGAACCUUCGGCAAACUUGAAUGGACCAUUUGCAUCGGUCGACUCUGCUCGGCAGCUCUCCUCUCCCCCACAAGACUCGCAGGAGGUUUUUGUCCCCCAUCCACAACAUUUGGGAAUGUCCUGUUCCGCAGUAACACCAAGAAUGCCACGGUCCAACCGGAAGCGCUCACGGUCAGAAAGCGACAGUGAGAAGAUUCAACCCGUACCCAUUUCCACCUUCAUCCAUGGCCCCACGUUGGGAGCCUCCGCCCCUGUUCCAGUCAAGUGCGAACCUAAAUCUCCCACUCAGACUAUCCCCCACAUGGUGGCGGUGCCCAACGGUGGUGGCCUUUCUAAGGUGGGCAAGGCAUUACUAGUGCCUGCUAAAACUGCCAAAAAGACCAUUGACAACCAUGGACCCAAAAAGGCAUACACUAAGUCCAAACAAGGCACUCCGAAAACGAAGGAGAAGACGAAAGAACGGAUUCUGACUAACGCCCUCAUUCCCGGGAGCCCCACGAAAGUGUUGUACAAAAAGGCGCAAGAGAAAAAGGGCUGCAAGUGCGGCAGAGCAACUCAAAACCCAAGUGUUCUUACAUGCCGUGGACAGCGAUGCCCCUGUUACUCCAACCGCAAAGCCUGUCUGGACUGCAUAUGCAGGGGCUGCCAGAACUCCUACAUGGCCAAUGGCGAAAAGAAGCUGGAGGCCUUUGCAGUGCCAGAGAAGGCACUCGAGCAGACAAGACUCACUCUGGGCAUCAACGUCACCAGCAUCGCAGUGCGGAACGCCACAGGUAGCGGCGCCAGCGGGAUGCUUAAUGUCUCCACGGCGGCUGGCUCACCUGUGGCCUCCUUCUUGGCUACGGGGCCACACGAAGACAAAGGAUUCGAUGAACCAUUGGACAUGAGGUUUGACUGAAUACCGGAUGAUCGCCCUGUAUUCCAAACCGACUUGCUUUCAGUGUGAGGGCACUGUACCGAGGGGCUGAUGCCAGCAGAGUCAGCGAUAAGGCAGCUACUGUGAUUCUAUUCCAGUUCACAUUAUCAAUUAAAUUAGUUAUUGCUGAAGCUCGUGCCUUAAAAUCGUUUGUACUGUUCGUUUUGGUUUUCUUGCACACCUUAAGAAGGAGCUGUGAGUCAGGAUACUGUAAGUCGAGGGUUUCAUUUGUAAAAGGUUUUAUUUUUUUAUAAAAUUAUUAUUAUUUUUUUUUACUUUUAAGUACAAGUGAUCUAUAAGGCAUGAUCUUUGGCAAGAUAUACCUGACCUCAUUGUUGUGGGUCAUGAUAUGUGCAUAUGUGGAAGAUUUUCAGUUUGUAGGUUAGAGGAUGAGACCUGUUAAAUGAAUGGUACCCUACAGCAUCAGUAGAGACUGGUUGUAUUUAUAAACAGUUUUUGUACACAGACUUAAGAAAUUCGAUUUAAAAAGUACAUUUUAUGAUAUAUUUUGUAAGUUACAUUAACAACAUUUGCAGUAUUUAUUGGGUAUCACUUAACAUUAGAUUACAGUCCACCCAGGGCAUCAGCUGGAUACCAUUUCUACAGAUGCAAGUCACACAGAUGCAGUAUGUAUGGUUUUUCUGUCUAAAUUAUGUUGUUGUCCUGAUUGUGCUAGUUUUUGCUGUCUCAAACUGUUAUUUUUUUUUCUCUUGGGGCAUUUAAAUACCUGUAAUAUAAAUGUAACAUAUUUCCACAAAAAAGAAAAAUCCCAACAACAUGACUCUUGUCUUUCAUUUCAAAAAUCACUUUAUCAUAGAAGUUGCAUUGUGUUUUUUUUGUUUGUUUUAAAUAAUUUUGUUAUAAAUCAUUAUGACAAGUUUAGAACGGUCAUUUGAAUGAUUAAUGUAUUAAUUAGUGUGACUAUAUAUUAUCCAAACUUGAAUGCAAAUGGAAUAAGCUAAACACAGCUGCUCAGACGUGAUGUUAAACAAUGGGUGCUGCAAACAAUUACAAGAGUGUAUUACAAUCACAACAAGACUUCGCAAUGAAA
Molecule: messenger RNA, 3878 nt
Organism: Cyprinus carpio (common carp)
Lineage: Eukaryota; Metazoa; Chordata; Actinopteri; Cypriniformes; Cyprinidae
Product: E3 ubiquitin-protein ligase MSL2-like
Cellular component (GO): MSL complex
Molecular function (GO): ubiquitin protein ligase activity
Source: RefSeq, a predicted model, not a curated record